Messenger RNA from Anoplophora glabripennis (Asian longhorned beetle), 2383 nucleotides. RefSeq names its product cold shock domain-containing protein CG9705. NCBI's taxonomy places the organism in Eukaryota, Metazoa, Arthropoda, Insecta, Coleoptera, Cerambycidae. The record is from RefSeq and is a predicted model, not a curated record. The transcript has 3 exons. Bases 128 to 496 code for a protein of 122 amino acids. Gene Ontology annotation, cellular component: cytoplasm. Gene Ontology annotation, biological process: regulation of mRNA stability. Gene Ontology annotation, molecular function: mRNA 3'-UTR binding.
GGUCACAAAUAUAGAACAAAAAAAAUAGUAAAAAAGUGACACUGACAAAUUUGGCGCUUAUUAGUACUUUCUGAAGGUUUUGAAUAUUUUUAGUGCUAAAUCAUUUAGAAACUUUUAUCUGAAAAUAAUGGCAGAUAUAUCUGGAGGAGACUCGGAUCAAAUUCCAGCACAUUUAAUACCUAGUCCUAUUAUAACCAAAAGGAAUAGAUCCGCUUCAACUUCUGAAAGAAUAUUGAAGUCAAAGCCUUUGUAUGGAAACAUUAAGAUAUUUUGUCGAGAAAAAGGGCAUGGGUUUAUAACCCCCGAAGAUGGAGCCGAUGAUAUAUUUGUUCAUGUAUCAGACAUUGAGGAUGAAUUUGUUCCAAUGCCUGGGGACAGGGUUAAAUACAAUUUGUGCCCUAUACCCCCAAAAUUUGAGAAAUUCCAGGCAGUUCAUGUUCAUAUAGUGAAUUUAAAACCAGGCAUCCACAAGAAGUGGGUUUGUUACAAUUAUUAAUUUGCAAACGUCUGAUUCAUAAUUCUGACUAUACAAACUAAAACAGUGAACAUUUAUUUAUGUAACAGGUUAGCACAAUUAAUUUCUCACAUUAUAUCUGUAAAACCUUGAACCCUGAAUAUUUGUUAAUUUGUUGUUUGCUUCAUUAGUAGUCGUAAUAGUAAGGUAGGUAUACAAAAAAAAAAGCAAAAAUUGAGAUGUGUCAUUCCUUUUUCAUAUGUUGUCUUUCACUUAAAUUGUUAGUUAUUUAUAAAACUUAGGUUUUUUAUGUUUGUUGUAUACCUACCACAAAAUAUUGAAUGCUGAAUAACUACAAAUUAAGGAAUUAUAUUUAAUCUAACUAAAGUUCAGACAUAAUGUGUGUUUAUAUCAGAAUCAUAUAACUCGUUACAUUUAAUGUUGUUUAUAUUUGUUGGACAUAAAAUAUUGUUUUCUAAAUUUUAUAGAACUAUCAAAUGUUAAUUAAUAAUCCUGUUUUUAACUGGUGUUAUGGAUAUUUUGAGAUAAAGGAUUAUCAGCAAUUACUACGUAACAAAUAUCUAUUUCUUUUUGGAGAUAGUGUAUCAGGAGUAUACUAGUAAAAUAUAUACUUAGGUAUAUUUCAUUGUGUUUUUUAUAAUUUAAUAGAUUAUCCCCAGUUCACUUAGAGAUUAAAUAAAAAUAAUGGUGGUUAGAUUUAACUUACCCUCAAGUCUUAAGGAAAUUUAUUAUUUUACAAACCAGUGUGAACGUUUUCUCGUGUCCCUUAUAAAUCUUGUAACAAAUUUUUAACAUACACCAUGUGUUCAUCGGAAGAUCCCUCAUCCAUAAAACAAAAAGCUCCUAUCAACAUGUGUCUGUUUUGUAGCUGUUUUACAUUUUAUUUAUAAAUAAACUCACGAAGUUCUUCAUGAAUUUAUUCAUAAAGUGUUUGAUUUUACACUGUUUUAAACUUGAAUUUCUUCGAAACAAAAAUAGCUACUACCAAUGUUGACAGAUCGUAAUCAUUAAAAACAUUUUGAAAAUGAUUGAAUUCAUUUUCUUGAAUAAGUUGGAUUUGUUAUUUAUUUGUUAAUUAGGCAACAUGAAAAUAAUUUUAAAUUGCGAUCAUACUUUGCCAGUUCAAGUCUUUAUUUUUGGUGAUUCUUCUGAAAUCCGCAAAAAAAAAUUUUGAAGAACUUAUCACCCAAAUUUCAUUUGAAUUGUUAAAAUCAUAGCAACAAAAAUUAAAAUAAAUCGUGAACACUAUAUAUCAGAAACAAUGGAGUAAUAUUAGAAACUUGUUGGUUUGAUUUUUUGAUGAAGAAUCAUCUCGUGAGCAAUGGCACAUUCAAAAUAUUGUGUAUACAUGUUGAAGGAUGAAUUUUGAGGUAGCUCAUGCAGCAAAUUUGACAUUUCUUUGUCAAACGCCAAACAAAUUUAGUGGCAAAUGUUCACAUUUUUCAAAGCUUGUACUCAUUUUAGAUGAAUGAAUAUACAAUUAUGUGGAUAACAUUGUUAUUGUCCAGUAAUAUUUUUUUGUUUGCAUUAUUUUUUGCAUUUAAAAUUUGUUUCCCAAAUAGAACCUGUGCAACUUCUACAUACUUGUAAAUCAUGUUGUUUUGAGUAUUGUGUUUGUAUCCUGUUGUGCUAUUGUAUUUUCCCAAUUAUAAAAAUUGUAGUUACAAUUAUUAUUAGACUAUAUACUUUAAAUAUAAAAAGUUAACAAUCACAUAUAAGAAGCUAUAUCGUAGAAGUUACCACCACACCUCAUGUCUCACAUACCACCCCUAAUGCUGUCGAUUAAUUUGUUUCUCAAUAUAUAUCUUGAGGAAGAGAUAAUUGCCAUAUUUGUCAGGUGUAAUGGUUUUUAGCUCUAAGUAAAUGUAACAAAACUGUAAUUUAAGCAAUAUAUUAACUAAUACCCAA